Molecule: messenger RNA, 1644 nt
Organism: Seminavis robusta
Lineage: Eukaryota; Bacillariophyta; Bacillariophyceae; Naviculales; Naviculaceae
Source: the annotation of a GenBank genome assembly
AUCCACCCUCUCGCCUGUAAUUAUUUGUUAUUUAUUUGUUGACUCGACUCGGACCGGAAUCGAAUCCAUGCAACUAGCCUACGGUAGGCCUUCGGCAUAGAAGAGACUAGCCAGCUACCGGCUUGAGAUGAAUAGUGCUCGUCGAGCACUCUCCUGUGAAUUGGAGAGACCAGAGUCGAGUUGCUUCUCUUGUCAUCUAAUUUUCACAAACUUUUGUCAUACUUCUUGGUGUGGUCUCUGGAAGGGUAUCCUCACCAUCGUUAGCUGGCAUUGGCCUAUAGAACAAUGCCACCAUCAACGAGUAGCAAGAAAGAAGCGAUUCCCGGUAGCAGUAGUGGUAGCAAUGCCGCCAGUAGCGGUGGCACAGUAGCUACCCGUGGUAAGAAGAAGACCAAAACUGUGAAGAGGUUGUGGCUUCCGUGGGAGUUCUGCAAACUGAUCGAGCCGCCGAAUGGCGCUCUUCUCCCUCCGUUUGGCUGCGAGAAGCCGUCCAAUGUGACUGUCGAGGAAAAGCAUGUUAUUGCAACCGAAAGUGAAACCCUGUUUCCGGUCGGUUUCUAUGACAUGACUCCUGCUAAGCGUGGAGUAACAAAGGGGCGAGGCGAUUGGAAGGGUAAGGAGGCUCUGCGCUUAGCUCACUGCUCAGCUGAGAAAAACGGCUGUCGCUUCAAGGCUCGCUUUUGCCGUGUUAUGAGUGGGAUGGAAAUCUUCACUUCGGGAACUCACGAUAUUACGGCACACCUAACCCCUCGCAAAAGAGGCCUGGCCCCUGCUGCUCGAGCUAUUGUGACAAAGUACAAAGAGGAAUCGCAGUCAAAGCUUGUCGAAUGGCUCAAGGACGGAGGCUUGUUGGAUGGUGCCACAAACGAUUUGGAAAAGGUGAAACAGCAAAUUAAACGGCGCAAGAUGACUCUGAAGAGAAAACAGAAACGUGUUAGUGGAUCGUCACGAGUGGAGGGGGGAGAGGAAACUGAUGCAAGCCUUGAAAGCGAUGAAGUGGAAGAGAAUGGCGAAGAGGAGGAAGAAGAUGAUCCCCUGUGCAGCGCCAAGAUCAACAUGUUGCAAGAUGAUUCCUUCGUAUCACUCAUUGACCCACCAGAAAACGUCCACGCUGGUCUCCCCAGGCAUGAAGACUUUCAGUCUGACGAGGAUUAUUAUUCUGAAGGGGUAGCUUUUACGGAGGCCAUCCCAUUCGGAGAUGGCGGGCCCUACUCUCCCACCACCGUCAUGAUCGACGAUGACUCACCUUCUUAUUCUUUUCACUCAAUGUUUGAAACUCCACCCCUUCUUCACGCCAACGAUAUCUUUCCUAGGAAUUCUCACGAGUAUCCUCUCACCCACCUCUCAGACGGCACAACCGCCAGCGAGAAGAGGGAGAAAGCCAUGUCUCCGCCGCCACUCGCUGCUGGUAUGGAUCCAUCUGGCGCAUACUUCCAAGAAGCUGAAGUCUAGUUUCGGGGCGCCCUUUCGGUCGAGCGUGUUGACCUUCUCCCCCAAGUUGCUAAGACGGUAGUUGCCCCAGAGUUUUCACCGUCCCUUCCCUUUGCUUCAUAUCAGUGCAUGCAGUUGACAUCUAUCAAGAAAACCAGAAAAACAAAACCCGAAUAACAUAAUAUAUAGCUGCGCUUUGCAAGCCAAAACUGC